ACCAUUCUCGACACAGAAAUCAGAUGUUAUCCCACCGAGUAUAUAUCGCGACGUGACGAUAUUUCAGAGUUCACUUUGCAAGUUGAGCGCGAGGUACGUGCAUACACACAUACACACUCAUUGAGAACCUGAGAAAACGUGAUUAUAUAUGUCGCGAUUUCUCUUUUACGCACUGCUCCCCUAUGCUGUUUUCCCUGCGAUACGCGCCGCCAACAACUACUAUCGCAAAUUGUUUAUUCAACAUAACUCGGCGGCGGAAACGAUGUUCCCUUGCAUCAACUAUACGGCGUUACGUCUGUUCAACGACGGGAAUCGCAUCGGCUUGAUAUGCUACCAAUGCGACUGGUUCGAAAACGAGAUCAUAUAGCAGUUCAUGAAGGAUCGCGCGAUGAUUGUAAGCGAUCGGCCGUUGCAGAUCAAGAAUAGACGCGCAGUCAGCUACCUGGUGUUCGCCAACAAAAUGUUCGCGGAGUCGCGGCGACAAUUGCUGGAGGAGAGGAGUAAGAACCGCGGAUACUUGCACAGGACGCAAUAUCUGUUCGUGAGCGCGGCCGCGCAGGAAACAGUGCACACUUUCGCCGGUGAUUUAUGGCGCGCAGGUUUUCGCGAUAUAGCGUUCCUCACGCUAAACAACUCGGACCGUGGGAUGGUUCAAGUGCCCGUGAUGAAGCGUACCAUUGUCAUGAGGUCGCUCGGCCAUUGUUCACCGGCCGGGAAUGAUCUAAACCGGAUCGUGCCGUACUCAUCCAAUUUCUAUCGAUUCUGCGCACGGAAACCGUGCACGCUGCUGCACGGCGCUGUGGCCGACGAUACCGUGCGAUUCUGGCGCGACGAGGAUCAGUUGAAAAUGUCGGAAACAGACGGUUAUGAGUCUAUGGGAGUUAUGUUGAUCAAGCGAUUCACGUCUUACUACAGUAUCGAGACACGCUACAAAGACGCUAACCUGACGUGGCCGGAAGCAGCUAGAAAGCUGCUCAACGGUGAACUUGACAUAGUAGUCGGCUUGAUGCCGGAGAAUCUGAAGAUUCUCGAGGGUCUGCAGAUCAUUUGCUGGUACAGAGACCGAACGUUGACAUUCGCUGCCCAAGUGCAUCGUCGACUUCGCGACCAUCCGGUACUGCAGCUGCUCACACCGUUUCACUAUUCUGUCUGGGUUUGCACGAUCGUCAUGCUGCUCUUUUACAUCGUGCUACUGUAUACGCUUAGAAAGUUGGCGCGCAUAAGAUUAAUUAAGGAGCGAUUAAAGUUCAUGCAAAUCUACGAGAUCAUGCUGGGCCAAGGCGUCUCAUUGCCGAGGAAGAUGUCGUUACGCGCGGUCCUGGCACUGUGGAUGAUCUUCUCUCUAAAUCUAAGCAUCGUUUAUAAUAGCACUUUCACGAGCUCACUUGCCGAUUUGAACACGGAGGAUUUAUUGAAGGAUCUGGCGGAAUUACGGGAUUCGGAUAUGCCUCUCUGCGGACCCUCCAUCGUACAAAAAGUUCUGAAUGAUUCCAACGACCCGGUCACCACUGAUUUGCGCGACAGAUACAGGGUCAUGAGGCGAGCGGAGGAAGUGUUGGAUGCAAUAAUGUCGAACAACACAAUGGGAGUGAUCCAGCAUAUGACUGUCGACAGAAUGAAUUGGGCGACCAGGACAAACCGAAGUCUACGCAUAUACACCUUGUCGCAGCCUAUACUGACAUUUCCCGUAUUAUUUUACACGAGGGCGGAACAUCCGUACCGCGUGCCCUUUGAGCGCAUUGUCACAGAGUAUCGUGAAUCAGGAUUGCUUUAUAAAUGGGUCAAAUAUUACGUGAUCAACGAAGAUAAGCAGAUCGCCACGUCGCGCGUGGAAGACGAAGACGACGAGGACGGUAUAUUGAACAUGGAGCACCUCGGGCCCGUCUUCAAGUUUUUCUUUAUGUGCCAGACGAUCAGCGUCUUGGUCUUCUUCGUCGAAUUAUUCAAAUUCCACGUUCUCAAAGUACGGUAAAGUAAUGUCACAGCAUAGUAGUCGAAAAUCUCGUUUAAAUUUUGACCUUUUGGAGUCGCGGUCCAUUUUAAAGAUCAAUUGAGUGAGGUGAAACGUACCAUUAUGCGCGCUUUCAUGACAUUUUAUGCAGUCGAAAAGUCUCAUCCGAAUGAAUGAUGCGAUUCCAAUAUUACCCGUCUCUUCCGAUAUUAUCCAUGACGUCCUCGACGUUAAUGCGACGUUAAUUGAAAUCUGCACUUCGCGCACCAUUUAAGGUAGAAAAAAUAGAAAAAAGAAGACCGACUCGCCGAAUGCGAUUUUAUGAUCGGCGCGGUGACGUACGCGUGACAUCAUUCUUCUAUUUUGAACGCAUAUCGUGUGUACCGUGUACAUUCCGUCAUGAAGCAUGUCUCAUUGAACUUUAUGUUCGCUCCUACGGCCUACACAAGGUCGUAGUAUUACGUAGUAUCCGCUGCACGAAAAGGGAGCGACGUUCUGCGUCGUGUACUGCCUUUGGCCUUAUAAAUUUCAACGGUGGCUCAUGUCGUCGUAAUCCACCGCUUUGAAGUUAGAAUUCCGUUCGCUUAACCCGAUCGCUUCCACUUACGUGAUCUAUUAAACUAAUAACCUAGCUGUGCGCGUUCGCGCGCAUUAUUUUACUUCGCCUCUAACUUCGCUGUUCCGUCAUCGUCGAAAAUUUAUCCCACGUUACUAUCAAUGCAUUUUCCGCUCGGUCGAUGAUGAACAUGUUAAAUGUGGAUAUAAUCGUGCUUAUAUACCGACAGAAAUUUCAAGAAAAUUAAACAUGAGCGUUUCAAAAGAGAAAGAAAGAAAGAGAGAGAAAGAGAGUGUGUGUAAAUAUCUAAAAAAAAUCUUUGAAAAUUAUUCACAUUAUGCCCAGGAGCGCGAUUCAAUUCAGUUUGCGCAAUCUUACCGCAAAAUAAGGAUUCUCUUUACCGUAGGGAAACGCAUUAAAUUCUAAUUAGGAUUUCAUUGGACUCUCAAAUAUUAACACGGUACUCAUGACCCUCUCGCAUUCCACUGUUCGCGUAAAACCUAAUCUCUACGUCCCUACAUCUCUAUGCAUAAUCUAUAUACGCUCACAUAUCGUAAACUUUUGCACGAUAUAAAAUCUGUAUGUAAGGAAUAUGAUAUAUAAUAUAUAAUUAUAUUUUAUUAUAUCGUUAUAUGGAGGAAACUAAGGAUAUCAUUUGCCCAUAUAUAUGGUUAUCAUAAUGUUGAUGUUAUUUUUCGCGCAUGCGUGCAAAAAAGUUGUAAAAACUAUAAUACUAUAAAAGUUGUAAUAACUAUAAUACUCUGAAAGGAUAUAUACUGAUGUUCUUUUCUGUCUGUCUAUAUGUGCUUAAGCUUUCAGUGUUGUAUGCUGCAACAAAACUUUACAAGUUUUUCAAUCAAAACAUUCGUUCUGCAGAGAGACAAGAAUAUCUUUUUAGUUGAGACAACUAUAUAUAUAUGAGGAUAUAUUAACUCGUACAUAUAUGAGGAUAUAUUAACUGAAUAUUAUAUAUCACAAGAACUAUGACUCUAAGAACUACAUAGAUAAGUAAAUGAAAAGUUUUAUUUACUCACGGAAAAAAAGGUUUGGUUGAAUUAACCAAAUAUCUGGCCUAAUAUGAACGAUUCAAAUAUUCCGAUAGCAGUAACCCGAAUUAUGUUUAAGUUAACCAAAAAUUUUGUUAACUUAAACAGAAUUCGGGUUAUUUCAAUCGGAAUUUUUGAAUCGUUCAUAUUCGACCAGAUAUUUGGUUAAUUCAACCAAACUUUCUUUUCCGUACUGUCUUGGGGAAAGCCCUCUCAGGAAACAUAAAUAAAUACAUCUUUACACACAGAAAGUUUGACAAAAGAGUUUAUAUGGGCAUAUAACAAUCAUUUCUAAUGCAAUAUUUAUU
Odontomachus brunneus is the source of this 3861-nucleotide messenger RNA. RefSeq lists its product as uncharacterized. The transcript is spliced from 3 exons. Bases 374 to 1972 code for a protein of 532 amino acids. Lineage: Eukaryota; Metazoa; Arthropoda; Insecta; Hymenoptera; Formicidae. The record is from RefSeq and is a predicted model, not a curated record.